This is a messenger RNA of Oryza sativa Japonica Group (Japanese rice), 1055 nucleotides long. Its product is annotated as DNA-directed RNA polymerase V subunit 7. NCBI's taxonomy places the organism in Eukaryota, Viridiplantae, Streptophyta, Magnoliopsida, Poales, Poaceae. The record is from RefSeq and is a predicted model, not a curated record. Gene Ontology annotation, biological process: DNA-templated transcription initiation; DNA-templated transcription. Gene Ontology annotation, molecular function: single-stranded DNA binding; single-stranded RNA binding.
CUCCACUCCCACUCCUGCAGUAGAAUCUAUACUGUUUGGUACAGCGGAAGCUGUAGGUAGGGCAUCGUCCAAACUCCAAACUCCAUUUGCAUUUCUGGGCGGAGGAACAACCGCCGGCGAUCAGGGCUAGAGAGCUCGCCGUGGACAGCCUCCUCCUAGCUCCCCUCUCCCCGCCGCACGCCGUCUCCUCCAAUCUGCGGCCUGACCUCCUCGCGCGCUCGGCCGGCACGGCAAGAAAGGCUGACCUCCGUCUCCGUUCGAAUCGGAGCCGAAGGCAAUCGGCCAUGGUUUUCCUUAAGGUGGAUAUGUCUUGGAAUGUGUUGAUCUCACCUAGCGAGCUGAGCCCCAAGGGUCUCUUGCUCCGCAAGGCUGUCAUUGUUAGUCUUCUGGAGGAGAUAGCAAACAGGAAGGCCUCCAAGGAUCAUGGUUACUACAUUGCUGUCAGUGAGCUGAAGGCGAUAUCAGAAGGGAAAGUGCGCGAGCUGACCGGAGAUGUUCUUUUCCCAGUGACAUUCACCUGCAUCACACAGAAGCCUACGAAGGGCGAGAUCUUAGUUGGCUCUGUGGAUAAGAUCCUCAAGCAUGGCGUGUUCCUCAAAUCUGGACCAAUAGAAAGCAUCUUCCUGUCAGAGAAGACACUGAGCGACUACAAGUACAUCGGUGGGGAGAACCCUAUGUUCAUGAAUGACCACUCGAAGCUGGAGAAGGACACCGCUGUGCGCUUCAAGGUGAUGGGUUUCCGCUGGAUGGAAGCUGAUCGCCAGUUCCAGAUCCUUGCUACCCUGGCUGGUGACUAUCUUGGGCCACUAUGAACUGCUUCCACAGGUUAGUGGUGAUGAAUGGAUCUGAAAUGUAUUAUCUUUAACCUGCUGUCUGUAGUUUGAUGUCAUGAUGAUGAUGAUUAGACCAGUAGCUGUGAUGCUGGCUGUUGAUGUAAGUGACAUUUGGCCCUAUGUUUAGCAUUUCAGCAUGAUGCGAAUUGUCAUGGCCGUUUAACCUCUGUUUCCUAUCGCUGCUCACAGUUCUCCUAUGCAUAUAUUUGCUGCAUUCCUUUC